Messenger RNA from Hirundo rustica (Barn swallow), 1110 nucleotides. RefSeq names its product NME/NM23 family member 9 (gene NME9). The coding region runs from base 413 to 1054 and encodes 213 amino acids. Lineage: Eukaryota; Metazoa; Chordata; Aves; Passeriformes; Hirundinidae. The record is from RefSeq and is a predicted model, not a curated record. The transcript is spliced from 8 exons.
AUUAGUUUAGUUUGUCAAGGCUGAAACAUCUCAAAUGGAAGAGUUUGUGUGCAGGCAAGGUGAGAAACUGCUGCUGAGGCAGGUGGUUCGUAAACCCUAUGAAGACUGGAUCUGAAUGAGGUGUGGUUCAAAUGGAACCUUGGGCAGGCAGAUGGAGAUCCUGACAAAGGGCUGUGGGUCUGGGAUCCCAGUUUGGGGGCCCCAGCCAACCCCCAGGACAACUUUGCAAACUGAGCCUGGGAUCCCCAGGCAGCCCCUGUUCCAGUAGUGCCACUGAACAGGGGAGGGCUUGGCCUUGGCUGGAUGCUGCUGCCCUUUCCCUCUGCCUUUCCUUGGAUCUUGUGAGACAUCCCGAUCAGCCGGUCAGAGGUGAGAGAACCCCAGUCAGAGGAGAUUGCUGAGUGCUCAGGUAAUGCCUCUUCAGAUUAACAUUACUAGCCAGGAGCUGUGGGAAGAAAUGCUGUGUCUCAAAGGACUCAUUGUUGUCGAUGUGUUUCAAGCCUGGUGUGGCCCAUGCAAACCGGUAGUGAAUCUGUUCCAAAAAAUCAGGAACCAAGUUGGCAGUGAUCUCCUGCAUUUUGCUGUGGUACUGGAACUGACCUGUGAGCUGGCUGUGCCCCUGCUUCUGACCAGUGUCAUUUUGCCCCCUAAGUCUGGGACCCAGAGGUGUUUUCCUGUGUGGGGGGCUGAAGUUGAUUCCAUUGACGCUCUGGAAAAAUACAGAGGACAAUGUGAGCCUGUCUUUCUCUUUUAUACAGGAGGAGAAUUAGUGGCUGUGGUAAGAGGAGCAGAUGCACCAUUGCUGCAGAAGACCAUCCUGAAACAUCUGGCAGGGGAAAGGAAGAGUUUACAUGGAGGAGAGCCCGUGGUGGUGCCAGACAGAGCCUUCUCCAGAGAGCAGGGAAGCACGGCUCCCCUUCAGGAGGAACAACAGGAAGGACUAACAGUGCUGCAUCCUGGCCCUGUGCACACCAAAUCUGAGGCUCCAGAAUGCGGGAAUCAAAGGAAAACCCUCCUGGCUCUAGCUGAAGCACCAUGGGAUGAAGGGGCGUGAGGGGUGUUGGUGUCUGCCUCUCCUUUCUGCGCCUAUUAAUUUUGUCCAUUUUCUUC